Messenger RNA from Olea europaea var. sylvestris, 1057 nucleotides. RefSeq lists its product as uncharacterized. Gene Ontology annotation, molecular function: metal ion binding. The transcript has 3 exons. NCBI's taxonomy places the organism in Eukaryota, Viridiplantae, Streptophyta, Magnoliopsida, Lamiales, Oleaceae. The record is from RefSeq and is a predicted model, not a curated record. Bases 179 to 730 code for a protein of 183 amino acids.
CUUUCCAAACACACUACCAAGGAUCAUAAUUAUGUAUAAAUUCCUAUUUGAUACAAUGACAUGAUUCAUAUUGUAUCAACAUGGUACCAUAAUUUAUCCUUCUCUCUCUCCCAAGUCUAUUUCAUCUUGGUUAAUUAUCAACAGCAUCAACUUAUUUUUCUGAAUAUUAAAUCUACUCAUGGCUGAGAAGGUUACUGAGAUGGUGCUAAAGGUUGAUCUUGAUCUCCAAUGUCAUUCCUGCUACAAGAAAAUCAAAAAAAUUCUUUGCAAAAUUCCUCAAAUUAGAGGGCAGAUAUAUGAUGACAAGCAAAAUACAGUGACAAUCGAUGUAGUAUGCUGUAGCCCAGAAAAAAUUCGCGACAAAUUGUGCUGCAAAGGUGGAAAGGUUAUCAAGAGUAUUGAAAUAAAAGAGCCCAAAAAGAAAUCAGAAGAGAAGUCCAACAAAAUUCAAGAGGACAAACAACGUGACCAACCGCCUCCACCACCCGGGAAUGGGCAUCUACCAGCACGGACUUCUUGUGGACCAUGUUCAGAAGGUCAUGGUGGGGGUCAAUGCUACCGUGGGUACCCAUCUUUGCCGCCGUGUUACGACGGUUGUUAUGGUUAUGGGUACUGGUGUAGGUGUGGAUGUGGGUGUGGGAGUUGGAGGGGCUGCCAGUGCCACCUGAGAAAGUGUAUUUGUGUUUGUUACAUAGAAGAAACCCCCUCUGCUGAAUGCAAGAUCAUGUAACAAGUAAUUUGGGAUAGUUUUCCACUUUUUACCAUGAUUGGGUUGUCAGCAAAUUUUCAGUCAAUUUGAGGCAUUGGUCUAAAACCUAGAUGGUGACCGAUGUUGGUGUCUUGGUACUAUGUUUAUCAUGUGGGGUACCCAACUUUAAGAUGAGUUGUAUGAAUAUCACUUAUCUUCAAGUUAGUACAAUAAUGUCAUGUAACCCCCCCAUCAAAUUUAACGUCUAGUCAACUUAUUAUGUUAGUUGUGCAAGUAAAUCAAAACGAUUUAAUUGUACCAAAUUGACAAUGAAUAACAUGAAUGCAGCUUUGCUUAAAGUUGGGUGAA